This is a messenger RNA of Impatiens glandulifera, 1175 nucleotides long. Its product is annotated as F-box protein At1g55000. The transcript has 3 exons. Bases 1 to 996 code for a protein of 331 amino acids. Gene Ontology annotation, molecular function: protein binding. Lineage: Eukaryota; Viridiplantae; Streptophyta; Magnoliopsida; Ericales; Balsaminaceae. The record is from RefSeq and is a predicted model, not a curated record.
AUGAAUCUGCCAAACUUCUUUGCAAGCAUUUCUAUUGCAUCCUCAGAGAAUUGUUCUGUGGAUUUACUCGGUACAGCAGUCGAUGGUUCUAUGGAUGUGACUAGUGCCUUAGUAGCGGUUGACAUUAGUACACAGCUAAUUACAGCCACUAAAAACUCUCUCUAUUGGGUUUCUGUGGUGACUGGUGAGGAAGAGGAUAUUAUCAUCCAUCCACUCCAAUCGCAAAUUCAGUUUCAGUUCCUUCUUCCCGAUCGUACCGGGAGUCGUUCCCCGUUUUCUGCUGGAGACGAAGGCGUAUUCACCGUUAUUUCGCCCAUGAAUUCCAAUUCCUCUGCCUUAGUAUGUAGGGACAUCCUGCGAACCAUCUUCGAAAAACUACCUCUGAUCGACUUGGCUCGAUCGGCCUGCGUUUGCAGUUUGUGGAAUUCGGUAGCGUCUGACCGCGAGUUGCAGAAGAGCGCCUUCAAGGCGCCAUGGAAACUGAAAGAUGUGGUGGGGAAUCCGAUCUCAGGAAGCUUCUGGAGAGACAAUAGUAUUGGUCGAUUCGCGAUUUCGCACCGCUUGGUUCGCGGCGAUUCCGUUACUAGCCUUGCCGUUAGGUAUUCUGUACAGGUUGUGGAUAUAAAACGGUUAAACAACAUGAUGAGUGAACACGGGAUAUACUCAAGGAUGAGGGUACUAAUACCAGUUAGCAAACCCGAGCUCUUGAUUGACAAUACUUGUUAUAUAGAACUUGACGGUUAUGCUAAAAGAGAAGUUGCGGUUCUCUAUUUGGACGGUUCUUCACCCGAUAUAAAGCUUGGAAACAACUACCCAUCGAGUAGAGUGACCUCAGAGCAAGGCAGAAAAAGAAUAAUCGAUUCCUUGAAGAGAAGCAUGCAAGUUGACGAUGGAACUGCUCAAUAUUACUUGUCCAUAUCGAAUGGAGACCCACGAGCAGCUUUGACUGAAUUCUCUGAAGAUCUUGGAUGGGAGAGACGGGCUGGUCUCCAAUGAGAUACACCACAUUGGUAAGUCUUUGUUAGUAUGGCAACUUGUAAUCUAAUACUUUCGCAAUGAUACAUUAUAAGUUGAAUAUUGUGGUAAAUGUUGAAAUGAAUGAAUAAUUGUUAUACCCUAGUGGGGGUGUUGUGUUGAAAAGUUAUUAUAUUUGGAAAUAUUUUUUUUGGAAUUUU